This is a messenger RNA of Cordyceps fumosorosea ARSEF 2679, 666 nucleotides long. RefSeq lists its product as hypothetical. The transcript has a single exon. The record is from RefSeq and is a predicted model, not a curated record. NCBI's taxonomy places the organism in Eukaryota, Fungi, Ascomycota, Sordariomycetes, Hypocreales, Cordycipitaceae. The coding region runs from base 1 to 666 and encodes 221 amino acids.
AUGGCACCUACUGUCCGCCUCAACGACUUGGCCACGCGUGUCACCACCAGAGCUGAGGCUGCUCUGGCUCUUCGCCCCAUUAUCCUUGAUCGCGAUGAGACGUCUGGCCCGGGGCCCCUCCGUCGCCUCGUCUCCCGCGCCUCUGGCUCCGAAGAUGGCUCCGAUAACAUGAUCAAUGCUCUCAUCGCCAUCCUCGUCCUCGUCUUCGUCUCCAUGAUCCUCACUUCUACCCUCUACUUCUUCCGCCGCUCCCGUCGCAUGCAAAAGCUUCGCGACCAGUCCCUGCCUACCUACAACGACGCCAGCAAAGAGCCCAUGCUUCAGCACAGCCUUACCAUUGAGACCAAGCACAACGGUCGCUCCAGCGUCGUCGUCAUUGGUCGUGAUGGCCAGCCCAUGCUGCAGAACCCCAAUUCGCCUCCCGACUCCCCCGACAAUGUCCCAGAGAUUCACAUCACCUUCCCCGACGAACAGGGCGACGAUGGCCGUCGCAAGAGCGGCCGCGUCCUCAUUGUUAGGGUGGGCGACAAUGCCGCUGUUGGUCUCGAGCCGGUACGGGAAGAGCAGCUCCCUGCGUAUGAGAAGGAAGCCAAGGGCCAGUUCCAGUCCAUUGACAUGGACAAGAUUGGUGGACUCAAGGAGAAGGAUCGCAACAUGUUUCAAUAG